This is a messenger RNA of Sclerotinia sclerotiorum 1980 UF-70, 915 nucleotides long. RefSeq lists its product as hypothetical. The transcript has 2 exons. The record is from RefSeq and is a predicted model, not a curated record. Lineage: Eukaryota; Fungi; Ascomycota; Leotiomycetes; Helotiales; Sclerotiniaceae. Bases 1 to 915 code for a protein of 304 amino acids. Gene Ontology annotation, molecular function: oxidoreductase activity.
AUGAGUGUUAUCAAAAAUGUCGCCAUCGCUGGUGCAUCCGGUUCCCUUGGUGCACCCGUCCUCGACGUUCUAAUCAAAUCCAACAAAUUCAACGUCACCGUUCUCACCCGUGCCGAUUCCACAUCAACUUCUCAAUUCCCCUCCUCGGUGACUGUCCUCAAAGUAGAUUACAAUUCCAUUUCCUCCCUUACUUCAGCCCUUCAGAAUAUCGAUGCCGUAGUAUCCUGUGUCUCCGCCACCGCACUUCAUUGCCAAGACCUCCUCGUCGACGCCUCCAUCGCCGCUGGCGUGAAGCGCUUUCUGCCCUCUGAAUUUGGUUCAGAUCUUGGACACCCUCGUACCAAGGCUCUCCCAGUCUUUGCUCAGAAAGUCGCGAUGGAAUCACGUCUCGAAGCCGCUGCCACUCAAAACCUAGCCUUUACAUACACGCUUAUCCGCAACGGACCCUUCCUCGAUUGGGGACUCAAGUAUAACUUUCUCCUCGACCUUGAAUCUGGAAACUCCAAAAUCUACGACGGCGGUGAGCAUCUAUUCAGUGCAACGACACUGGAAACUAUCGGUCUUGCCGUUGUCGCUAUCCUAGAAAAAUUCGAAGAGACCAAAAACCGAGUAAUCUACAUUCAAGAUAUUCAAAUAUCUCAAAACCAGCUCUUGAAGCUUGCAAAGCAAGUUGCACCAGAAAAGAAAUGGGAAUCAGUUCCUGUAGAUACAGCUACCAUUCUUGCAUCUUCGAAUGAGAAGCUUGCGAAAGGGGAAGUUACUAUGGAAGUCAUGAUGGGAUAUAUCAAUGUUUCGAUAUUCGGAACCGGUUACGGUGCGAAAAUGGAGAACACUGACAAUGAAUUGUUGGGUUUGAAAGAAAAAACUGAUGCCGACUUGGUAACUUUAUUGAAGAAGCUCAUCAUCAAGCAAUAG